CCCACCCAGUCCUGCCCAACCCUCUUCACCGCGCUAGUUCCAGAGCUUAAAUGAGCUCCGGAGUUCACUGCGGAUAACAUCGGCAUGCCUGUCCUCCUACAACGUGAAUGAUGAUACGAGAUACCAUUGCACUCUUUGAUAGGACUAUCGCUAUUACGCCGCGUACCCACGGGCCACAAGAAGUAAGUUCCCGCGCUUGGCAUUGUCAUGCGCCUCUCGGCGCUCAGGUACCUCGAGAAGUUAUAAUUUAUAUAGCUUACGAAGUGUGUGGUAUGGCUUCCAAAGUCGAUCAUACUUCAGUUUCAAGACCAGAAUACAACCUAAACACAAGAAUGGAAUCUUCGCAAACCACCUAUGAUAUUGCAAUUGUCGGUGCUGGGAUCGUUGGCUCGGCCUUGGCUUAUUUUCUAUCCACUACUCCCCAAAAUGACAAACGUGUGGCCCUCAUUGAUCGGGCCUUUUCACCAUUGAGGGGUUCGACAGGACAUGCGCAGGGUAUCAUCGGACAAUUGAAUGAAUCCGAUGUCCUCACCCGCCUGGCUAUCGAUAGCGUCAACGAGUAUAACAAAAUUCCGGAGGGCUUCCACACCGUAGGAGGACUCGAGGUUGCCACUAGCCUCAAUGGGAUUGACAAGCUGAAUGCCAGAUAUGAUAUGGCGAGGAAAGCUGGUCUGCCCGCUAAGCUUAUAUCUCCCCAGCAGACGGCCCAAAUGGCUCCAGACUUAGUGAAGGAGGAUAGCUUGCUUGCCUUGUUCUUUCCUAGCGACGGUACAGCAAACGCUGCCCGGAUCACGUCCUUUUACCAGGAAGCUGCAGGGGCCAGGGGCGUUAAGUUUAUUGAAUCAGACGCCAAGCAAGUCCAGAUCAUUGACGGUUGUGUCACUGGGGUCAUAACCACAGCUGGGUUGGUCAAGGCAAAAAGGGUGGUCAUUGCGACCGGUAUUUGGGCCACACAGCUUUGUGGUAUCGACGUGCCAAUCCCAGUUGUCCCCGUUGCACAUCCAUACAUGUAUGGUCAGCACCGAGAGCCGUUGCCAUACAAUGCGCCGUGGGUACGGUGGCCGGAACAUCAUGCUUAUGCCCGUGACCAUGGCUCUUUCUAUGGGAUCGGGUCCUAUGCUCAUCGCCCUGUACGUGAGGAGCCCAAAGAAGCGGCAACUGGGGAUUGGAGAGAGCUGUUCGACGCAACACUGGCGCAGGCUCGAAGUCUACUGCCAGCGACGACGGAGUGGAGCGCAAGGGAAAAGUCCAACGGUAUUUUCGCUAUGACGCCAGACAAUAUGCCAUUGGUGGGAAGCGUUGCACCGAUCGGUGGUCUCUACAUGGCAGCAGCGGUGUGGGUUACCCAUGCAGCUGGAGCAGCCAAAUUCCUCACCCAAAUAUUGAGAGGAGAGGAGGUUGACGAGAACACGAAACUCAGGCUGAAUCCUGUAAGGUUUCAGGGAAGAAGCAUGGAAAUUUUGACACAAGAAUCGUUGAAUGGGUAUAACGAUACAACCUUCAGUACCGCCCAUAAUUAAGUCCGGCCUAACCAGGGUCUGUUCGCUGGAGGCCCCGAAGGUAAAGGUACUGUGUAGGUUAUUAUUACUGUA
This is a messenger RNA of Aspergillus novofumigatus IBT 16806, 1592 nucleotides long. RefSeq names its product NAD(P)/FAD-dependent oxidoreductase. Gene Ontology annotation, molecular function: oxidoreductase activity. Bases 111 to 1520 code for a protein of 469 amino acids. Gene Ontology annotation, cellular component: cytoplasm. The transcript has a single exon. NCBI's taxonomy places the organism in Eukaryota, Fungi, Ascomycota, Eurotiomycetes, Eurotiales, Aspergillaceae. The record is from RefSeq and is a predicted model, not a curated record.